AUGAAAUGGGCAACUGUUGGGGCCAGGGAAACGGGGAGAGCAGGAGCCGCGGGGGGACCCACCGCGCUCGGAGGCGCCAAGGAUGCUCCGGAGAACGUGGCCCUGCUCGAGGCACGCUGUGCCUCGCCGAUGUCUGGUGGCGUGGGUUCAUCCGAAAUCCUUUCCCCCUGCUCCAGGGUAAAUAUAGCCCCGCUGGCAGGUGGCAAGGCGCAGCGUGACUCAGUGGGUGCUCGCGGGGCCGAGCCGGGCUCCUGUGCCUCCGGGAAUAGCAGCUUCGGCCACCAGCCCCCAGCCGAGAACUGCAACAUCAGCUUCAGCAGCACCUACAUCUUCAUCCAACCCAGCCAUGGCAUCAUCUCCACCCAGGAUAACAGGCUCAGCAGCACCUCCGACACCUCCGAUGUCUCCAUCCCACAGGACCACGGCACCGUCUCUGACCCCCCCAGCCAUGCCCAGCUCCCCGGCCACGGGACAUCCGUCCAGCUCGACGGUGGUGCCAGCCCCAACCUCGCCCAGGACCCCCAGGCCCACUCCUGCUCCCAGCUCUCCUGCACCCACUGUGAGCCUGGGUCCCAGCAGCACCUUGGCCACCAGCUCCAGGAUGACACUGGCCAUCAGCACCGGCCCCCCAGCCGGCAGCUCAGGACCCCAGCCAGGGAGGGUGGGAGGGUCCUGGGCUGUUCCCCGGCGGCGCCGCCCCCCCGCAAUUCCCCCCGCAAUUCCCCCAUCCUCUUCAGGAAACUCAUGAUGAACCAGAGCAUCCGCCUGCAGCGGCGCUUCACCGUGGCACAUCCCCUCUGCUUUGACCUGGAGAAUGGCCCCCCAGGCCGAGGCACACUGGACCCCCAGGCCAGCCCGGGCGCGGGGCUGGUACUGCAAGGCACCUUCCCCCAUGGCCAGCGCCGCGAGUCCUUCCUCUACCGCUCUGACAGUGACUACGACCUGUCCCCAAAAGCCAUGUCCCGCAACUCCUCCAUUGCCAGUGACCUGCAUGGAGAAGACAUGAUCGUCACACCGUUUGCCCAGGUCCUGGCCAGCCUCCGCACCGUCCGGAGCAACCUGAGCCACCUCCAGGACCGCGCAGACAAGCAGCAUGAGGUGGAGAUCCCCUCGGCACUGGCCAAGGACAAGGAGAAGGAGCGGAGGAAGCGUCCCAUGUCCCAGAUCAGCGGCGUCAGGAAGCUCACGCAUGGCUCCAGCCUCGCCGCUGCCGGCAUCCCCCGCUUCGGGGUGCGGACAGACCAGGAGGGGCUGCUGGCCAAGGAGCUGGAGGACACCAACAAGUGGGGCCUCAACGUCUUUAAAGUCGCUGAGUACUCGGGCAACCGCCCGCUGACGGUCAUCAUGUACAGCAUUUUCCAGGAGCGUGACCUGAUGAAGACCUUCCGCAUCCCCGUCAACACCUUCAUCACCUACAUGCUGACGCUGGAGGAUCAUUACCACGCUGACGUGGCCUACCACAACAACAUCCACGCCGCUGAUGUGGCUCAGUCUACCCAUGUCCUCCUCUCCACGCCCGCUCUGGAGGCUGUCUUCACAGACUUGGAGAUCAUGGCUGCCAUCUUUGCCAGCGCCAUCCAUGAUGUUGACCACCCUGGUGUCUCCAACCAGUUCCUCAUCAACACCAACUCAGAGCUGGCGCUGAUGUACAACGAUGCCUCAGUGCUCGAGAAUCAUCACCUGGCUGUGGGCUUCAAGCUUCUCCAGGAGGAGAACUGUGACAUCUUCCAAAACCUGAGCAAGAAGCAGAGGCAGUCUCUCCGCAAAAUGGUGAUCGACAUGGUGCUGGCCACGGACAUGUCCAAGCACAUGAAUCUGCUGGCGGAUUUGAAAACCAUGGUGGAGACCAAGAAGGUGACCAGCCUGGGGGUGCUGCUGCUGGACAACUACUCCGACCGGAUCCAGGUCCUGCAGAACAUGGUGCACUGCGCCGACCUCAGCAACCCCACGAAGCCGCUGGAGCUGUACCGGCAAUGGACUGACCGCAUCAUGGUGGAGUUCUUCCGCCAAGGCGAUCGGGAGCGGGAGAAGGGGAUGGAGAUCAGCCCCAUGUGUGACAAGCACACUGCCUCCGUGGAGAAGUCCCAGCUGGGCUUCAUCGACUUCAUUGCCCACCCACUGUGGGAGACGUGGGCCGACCUGGUGCACCCUGAUGCCCAGGAGAUCCUGGACACACUGGAGGACAACCGGGAAUGGUACCAGAGCAUGAUCCCACGCAGCCCAUCCCCACCGCCUGAGGGACCCGGGGUGUCCCCUGCUGCCACCGAC
This is a messenger RNA of Egretta garzetta (little egret), 2268 nucleotides long. RefSeq names its product phosphodiesterase 4C (gene PDE4C). Gene Ontology annotation, cellular component: nucleus; perinuclear region of cytoplasm; cytosol. The annotation marks the transcript as partial. The record is from RefSeq and is a predicted model, not a curated record. Gene Ontology annotation, molecular function: 3',5'-cyclic-AMP phosphodiesterase activity. The transcript has 15 exons. Gene Ontology annotation, biological process: signal transduction. NCBI's taxonomy places the organism in Eukaryota, Metazoa, Chordata, Aves, Pelecaniformes, Ardeidae.